AUUCAUGAAUUUAAAAUGGCCGCCGUCGUAUCUGCAGCUUACAAUAUGGAGUCUGAUAUCUCGCAGCUGGAAGCUCCAACCUUCUCUACACUAGAAAGGAACAUACCGGCUUCAAUGCAAGCUUUAGAAUGGGACCACCAGGUUAACCUGGUUGGAAAGAAGGUUCUGAACCCUAUGAUCCAUUGUUGUGACCUGUGCUUAAAACCAAUCCUUAUCUACGGUCGGAUGAUACCGUGCAAGCAUGUGUUCUGUUUGGGCUGUGCCAAACAGGAGGAUAAGCAGUGUACUCGGUGUAAAGACAAAGUGACAAGAGUAGAGCAGGCAGGCCUAGGAUCCAUUUUCUUGUGUACACAGGGAGGUUCCAGGUAAUUGAUUAGAUAUUAGAU
Molecule: messenger RNA, 386 nt
Organism: Eurytemora carolleeae
Lineage: Eukaryota; Metazoa; Arthropoda; Copepoda; Calanoida; Temoridae
Gene: Hakai
Product: E3 ubiquitin-protein ligase Hakai
Exons: 3
Coding region: 16-369 (117 amino acids)
Biological process (GO): protein ubiquitination; regulation of cell adhesion
Molecular function (GO): ubiquitin protein ligase activity
Source: RefSeq, a predicted model, not a curated record